Molecule: messenger RNA, 2976 nt
Organism: Cotesia glomerata
Lineage: Eukaryota; Metazoa; Arthropoda; Insecta; Hymenoptera; Braconidae
Exons: 10
Coding region: 255-2882 (875 amino acids)
Source: RefSeq, a predicted model, not a curated record
CGUCGGCCAUACUCGGGCACACUCGACUUCCCGACUCUAUCCGAAGAAAAGAUAUUUCUUAGCAUCUCUGGCAGGUGGCGCAUUUUUUCGUUUAAAAACAGUCUUCCCGCCUAAUCCGUGCGUGGUGCCGUCUAAAGUGUUUACAAUUGCUUUAAUUACCAGUAAAACCAGUUAAUUUAGUGAAAACUUGACAGCUAUCACAUCAAUUUCACUCUACACUCUUCCAGAUGUCUUUAAACUAAAGGGUUUAGAUAAUGCAUAGAAGAGUUAUCAGGCUUUCAAUAAUUAUUGACAGCAGAAUUACUAUGGAUGACAAUGAUGAUAUCAAUGAUGUCACUGUUCCUUACAACUCUCAGUGGCAUGCUUCACUUGAAAAGCUUAUAGAGACUUUGAACGUUACAGAAAAAAGACAAGAAACAGUGAAGAAAAUAGUAACGGAAUUUUUGCCAACAUGUCCUAUAAAUUUACUCGAAGAAAAUAUCCUUCGCAAGACAUGUCCUUACUUGAAACGAAUAAUCUACGAGCUGAUCGACGAGAUUGAAGCCAACUUAGAAGACCCGGAGAUUGCUGAACAUUUAGUGCCCACGUCUUUCGACUCUCAGCUGAUCGAGUGCAAAAAUCUUCUCACCCGAUGGGAAGAUAUUUUGAAGCAUGUGGCAAACCUGGAAGAAGUAAAGCCUCCCGAUGUGCUCAGUCUUCUAGAAUACUUUCCUGGGAUUGUCACCAAAAUUUGUCUUCACUGCAAAGAAAAGCGGUCGAGCUAUCCAAACCACUCGCUUCCGUUGCUUCUGCAGGAUAUUUAUCGCGACACUUGCUCGAAUGUUAAGAUUUUUUGUGGUUUCAUCUAUAAAUCUUUGUACAUUCAGAGUGAGGAUUCAACUCUGCUUAAAAAUCUGAUCAAAGAUUUGGGAGAUAUCGCUUCGACUACUACAUAUUUCGUAACUACUAUGAUUCAAUCUUGGAAAACUUUUGGAAAGCUUGUAUGGGAGUCUUCCGCGAUUAUCAAAGAUGAUGGAGAGAUUCGUGGAUUGGUCACAAGUAACUUUAAAAAUAUUACCAGUAAUAUUAUUUGGAUCUAUGGAAAUAUGACGAAAACAAGUGAUGAUGAUUCUAAAGGAGCAAAAUGUAUGAAUUUAUUACUGGAAAUACUUUAUAAAUUUCAUAGAAACUACGUAAAUGAUGAUAUACUUAAUUCAAGCUUAAAUCAUCAAUGGGUUCGCGAGAUGGUAUCUUUUCUUUUUCGACUCUCUGGUUUCUACGCUACGAAAAUGUUUGUAAAAAAUUUGCCAGGAAAACCACAGAGUAAAUCCAUAUUCUCUCUCAAUUGGAUAAAUGCGUUUAAUUAUUAUUAUAAAAAUUGUGAAAUCUUGCAUGAGGAAUUUAAAAAUAGAGAAGAAGAAAUGGCGAGCGCGGAUUUUGAAUACCUGGUAGGAUAUCAUGUAACUUUACUCAGAAGUAAUCUUGAUGCCGAUGAAAAAAUUAAAAUAGCCAUAAAUAAUUUAAUUUACUUUAAAAACGAAUGUAUGACAACCAGAGUAAAAAUACCUGAUGGCUGUAAUAUCAAUAAUGUGGAAUCAGAAUUAAUCAGUAUUUAUCAUUUUACAUUGAAAAAACUUUGUUUUUGUAUUGUUGAAGCGAAAUUCAAGGAUCUAGAAUUGUUUAUUUUUAAGAAUUUAUUUAGUGAAAAAUUUUGGCCUUCGCUACUUUGCUUCGAUAUUUUGAAAUAUUUGUACAGGUAUUCUGAAGGAGAAUUUGCUUUGUCUCACAUAAAAAUUCUCUCGGAAGUCUACGAAAAGUUCCACUUACGAGAGUCGACUAGCCUCGGAGUAACAUUGAUUAGCAAGCUGAUAAUUUACGGCUACACAUUUAUGGAUGGUGAUAACCAGAAUACGUUUCAUGAAAUAUGUCAGAGCCCAGCCACUCUUUUACUAAUUUUAAAGUCGCCUAAAAUAGUCCACUCACGAGAAAAACUUCUGACAGUCUAUAAAAAAUUGAUGCCAGUCAAGUCAUUUGAUUUGUCGCAGGCUCACCAGGAAUUACGACUUCAACCUUCCGUCAAAAAUUGGAUCAACUUUGUGAAUGUAUUAACUUUAAAAAGUAUCGACAAAAUAGAUGACAACCCAGAUAUCACGAGCGACCUUCAGAAAAUACUCCAAUCAAUUCUCGAUACACUCAAUCAAGUCCCCGAUGAUUUUCAACAGCGGAUUAUGUACGAUUUGAUAUCAAUAAUACUUAAUUGUACGAUUUUUAAAAGAUCGACCGACAUGAGUGCUUUCAACUGGAAUGUUUUGCAGGUUCUCGCUAAGGAGAUAGUUCAUACGAUAAAAUUACCCGAGAUCUAUUUGGUCGAUGUUUGUCAUUUCUUAAAAAGAAAUUCAAAGUUACUGAAGAUACCUCCGGGACAAGUAGAUACGAGGGUUGUAAUGAUUAACUUGAUGUGUUAUUUAUUGAGCAGCAGUUCGGCUAUAGUUCAUCAAGAAGCGCUGGAAACCUUCGAGUACAUCGUCGAGAAGGGAGCCGACGAAGACUUUAUUUUGAAAUUAGGCGCAACUAUCACCAAAAAGUACAAUUUACUGGAAGUUGUUCCGAAUUAUUUGAAAAAACGCAGUGUCAAAAAGUUAUCUCGUGAAUUUACCGAUAUUAAUGAUUAUUUAAAAACAUUCACAGAAAAUAUGGAUAAAUCAUCGAGCGCUCACAAAUGUUUUAUUGAAGAAACACGGGAAAGAGAAAAAAAAAUAGCGAAAAUAAUUCCUGAUUCUGUUGAUCAGCAGGCGAGUAAAAUUGUUGAUGAUUUAGUAGAUGUUAUUGAAAAUAAAUAUAAUUUAAGCGUAAAUAUCCUCGAAAAAUUGACUGAAGCUUGUCUUAAAUUUAUAGAUAAAUGAUAAAUGUACUGUUAGUAGUUAAAUAGUUUUGUUUUAAAUUUAUCAACAAGUAGAGAUGUUCAGUUAUUUAUUUUGUCUCACUGUAACUUCUUCA